AUGAUACCGACUAGAUUCACGCAAAUGAAUGUUGGAGAUAUGUUUAUUGUUAGAAAUGCAGGGAACAUCAUUCCACACUCUCAACACUUUUUGGACGAAAUCACCAUGAACGAACCAGCGGCCUUGGAGUUAGGAUGUGUAGUGAAUGACAUAAGGCACAUUGUCGUUUGUGGACAUAGUGACUGUAAGGCGAUCAAUCUAUUGCAUAAACUCCAAGACAGGGAUUUUUCAUCUCAGGACAACAGACGAAAGUCGCCGUUGCGCGCUUGGUUAUGCGCACACGCACUCUCGAGCUUAGAAAAAUUCCAACAGCUGUCAGUGACAAACUACAGCAUGCCGCUCCUGUUCCAAGCCGAAACGCCCAUGAGAAAAUUCGUAGCCUACAUUGAUCCAGACAAUCAGUUUAACAUUGAAGACAAGCUAUCACAAAUAAACACGUUACAGCAACUACAGAAUAUAGCGAGUUACGGAUUUCUGAAGAGGCGGCUCGAACAGCAUCAACUUCAUAUCCACGCCCUAUGGUUUGACAUUUAUACUGGAGAUAUUUAUUAUUUUAGUAGGGCAGCUAAGCGAUUUGUUAUUAUAGAUGAAAAUAAUUUAGAAAGGUUGAUGGAAGAGGUAAUAAGAUAUUAUUCUUAACUAGCUGCAUACAAAAAAGACGGAAUAAAUCAAACUUGCAUUGCUACGCUGUCGAACUGGUUUCUUAAGAGUUUUGACCAGUUGUUGAGGCAUACAGUAUGUUACUGUCAAAACACGGAUAAUUGCAAGUUUAAAUUAUGUCAAUGGCAACACUGCAGAGUCAUACUUAUUAAAGCAGGAGAGCUUAGCCAUUUUUGCCAUUUGAACUUAAUAUGAAAGUAUUUUGGUUAUUAUUUAAAUUUUAACUUUUCCUCGAAUUUAUGUAGUCGGUUAUUUGAUGCUACUGUAAAAAUGUUGAUCCAACAUAUUAAGCAUCUACUAAUUAAAUUAAUGUUUUAUGUACCUCAAAUAACGCCAGAGUGACACGGGAGGUAGAUUGGUUUCAGAUCAUUCAGAUGAAAUCAGCAUAACCUUAGUAAAAGUUGUCUAGUUUUCGAGGUAUUGCUACUUUUAGGUUUUUUUCAAAAAAUCACUACUUUUUGCCCCUUUUUAAGGUUUUUUUUCCUGGGCUACCAUUAAUAGUUGGUUGAGAUAACCAAGUAUUCAUUUCAUUGAGAAAUAGCACACUAUGCUAAAAAAAAUAUUACAUUUUGUUCAAUGUGAAAACCUUUACCAAAGUUUGACUAAUUACUGUGGAAAAAAAAUUUACCAGACUAAAUAAGCAAAUUGUCUUAAAAACUAGCCUAUUAAAAAUAGGAUAACAUUUGUAGGUCCUUUUUACUGAAAAAUGAAUAACCCCCAGUUUUGCCAUUGAAGUCGUAAUACUUCCUAAAUACUACAAAUAAAAAAUAAUAAGUGCAGUCUUUUGUUUCCAGAUCACUAAGGAAUGAAACGAUCUAAACAGCGAAAGAGCUAAAUAACACGUGUGUAGCACUAAACACAAGGAGCAAAACUAAAUUAACCCUGCGCGUGCGGGAAGCAGGUACCACCUCUGUUCCUCGAUGUGACAUAAUGCUACGAACAAUGAAUGCGAGAGCGAGAUAGUCAAUGUUUAGUUCGUUACAUUCCUCAGUGAUUUGGAUAUAAAGACGGCUGCACUUAUUUUUUAUUUGCAGUAUUUCGCAAGUAUGACGACUUCAAUGACAAAACUUGGAAUUAUUCAAUUUUUAGUAGAAAGAUCCUACAAAUGUUAUACUAUUUUUAAUAGGCUAGCUUUCAAGAUAAUUUGCUGAUUCAGUCUGGUAUUUUUUUCACAGUAAUUAGUUAAACUUCAGUAAAGGUUUUCACAUUGAAACAAAAUGUAAUAACUUUUUUUUUGCAUACCGUGCAAGUUUUGAAUGAAAUGAAUACUCAGCCAACUACAUGUUAAUGGUAGACCAAGGAAAAAAAGCAUAAGUUAGAUGUUCUUUAUAGCUAUAACAGGCAAAAAAGGAGCAAAAAAACUAGUGAUUUUUUGAAAAAACUUAAAAGUGGCAAUAUCUCGAAAACUAGAAAACUUUUACUAAGGUCAUGUUGACUUUAUCUAAUUGAUCUGAAGCCAAUCUAUCUCCCAAGUCACUCUGGCGUGUUAUUUCUGGGACACCCUGUAUAGCUGAUGAAAAACUUCAUCAAAUUCGUAUUCAGAAAUACGGACACUAUAUUUUAAUUAUACUCUUUAGGCAUUCCAUUAAAACAAGGUUGAUAAUAUAAUUUGAUAAAUACAUUGUAUUUUUGUAAAAAAGAA
Acanthoscelides obtectus is the source of this 2302-nucleotide messenger RNA. Lineage: Eukaryota; Metazoa; Arthropoda; Insecta; Coleoptera; Chrysomelidae. The record is from the annotation of a GenBank genome assembly.